CUGGGGAGAGACCAUCCUUUUGUCUUCAGGCUAGUCUUAGGGGGCCAACAUGAACAAGUCCCCCCUCCCCAAGUAAACAACAACACCAUGCCUCACUUCCCUCCAACAACCCCCCUCCUCAUCAUAUCCCUCCUCUCUUCUCUGGUUCUCGCCAAUGUAGAGAAGGCCAUCUUUCUCGGCCCCUCCUCUCCCCCCUCGGAAAAGGAAACUGUCAUAAAAGAUGACCAGGCAGCACAGCGAUGGCUAGACACCAAACUCCACCACAUCCACACUCUCACACCCACCCCGAGUGAUCGGUCUUCACUCCGGACCCGGUUAAACCGUGUCUUCCCAUCCGCCGACCACCCUCGCGGGGAAGAUGCAUGGUUUCUUUUGGAGGGGUUGACGGACAGGCAGAGGUAUGAAGUGAGAGUUUGUUGGGCUGCUACGCAACCAACAAACUUUUACAUGGAAACUUACACCCCCAAAGAAGUCAUCACUACCCCUUACCUCGCAGGAUCCUUAAUGGAAUACUUGCCAGCCGUCUCACCACAGUCACAGCACUCUGGUGGAUUAUCAUCAUCGCACUCCUCCUCCUCCUCCUCCUCGGCCGGGGCUCUCCUCCUCCACAUAUCCGCCGCAGCAGAUUACUUCACCUCCAACGCCAGUCUCAUGCUUCACCCACCGCCGGUGGACGUGGACAUCAUCCUUGACCCGUUCCUGUUCAACGUGCUUCCUCGGUCGUUGGUGCCGACGAUUGGUUGGAUCAUUGUCGUUGCUGUGGCUGGAUGGGUAGUCUCGAAGAGAGUGGUUUCCUUUCUGGUUGGAGACAUUGUGUCGAGCGGGAUGGAAGCUGAGGAGGUGGGUGAGGGUGUGGAGGAGAAUAAGAAGGAGAGAUAGGACUGAAUGAAGAGAGAUAGACAGGCGAAGAGGGCGAUCUGAAGGUGGUAGUAAAAGGGAAAAAAAGAUAAUGGACGUGAUAUCCUUGAGA
This is a messenger RNA of Neurospora hispaniola, 970 nucleotides long. RefSeq lists its product as uncharacterized. The record is from RefSeq and is a predicted model, not a curated record. The transcript has 2 exons. NCBI's taxonomy places the organism in Eukaryota, Fungi, Ascomycota, Sordariomycetes, Sordariales, Sordariaceae. Gene Ontology annotation, biological process: GPI anchor biosynthetic process. Bases 88 to 879 code for a protein of 263 amino acids. Gene Ontology annotation, cellular component: mannosyltransferase complex; endoplasmic reticulum membrane. Gene Ontology annotation, molecular function: mannosyltransferase activity.